Ictalurus furcatus (blue catfish) is the source of this 2302-nucleotide messenger RNA. Its product is annotated as neuropilin and tolloid-like protein 2. Bases 403 to 2103 code for a protein of 566 amino acids. The record is from RefSeq and is a predicted model, not a curated record. Gene Ontology annotation, molecular function: protein binding. Lineage: Eukaryota; Metazoa; Chordata; Actinopteri; Siluriformes; Ictaluridae. The transcript has 9 exons.
UCUGUGGUAUAAGGGAGCUUUAAAGGGCUGCAUGCCUACAAGCAGCUGCUCAUUCAAGCCAAACAGCUUUUUCAUUCCCUACAGCUCCGGAGGUAUGGGCAAGACCUAGUGUUUGGAAAUUCCAGAAGCACAUUUCUAAAUGGGAUUAACAGCGCUGUCUUUCACAUCCAAGGACUCGUUUUUGCAUCUGGAAUAUCAUCCGAGGUGUUUUCUGCCAUUUGUGGAAGAGAUGGGAUUAACCAGGUCUCAGAAAAGUUGGGAUUUCUGUUGAGACAAUCUGCACUGCAAUGCAUUGGAUUGCAUUACAAAGGAUGGAAGGAUAAGAAAAAAAGGCUUUAAAAAAAAAAAAGCUACAAAGGAAACAAACGGGUAAAAAAAAGCAUCUUAUAACAGGGAGAGGAAAUGCACAGAGCUUGGAUUCUUCUCAUUGUGAUAGAAGAGGGCUUUGCUCUGGCGCAAAAAAUCAGAGAGACACAGAAUGAAGAUGGACCUCCAGCCAAGAACGAGCAGUGUGGCAUCUGGACCAAAACCAUCAGCGGCGGCCAGUUCAUGUCCCCCAACUACCCGAACACCUACCCACCUAACAAGGAGUGUGUCUAUGUCCUAGAGGCUUUGCCUCGCCAGAGAAUCCAGCUGGUCUUCGACAAAAACUACUACAUCGAGCCCUCGUUUGAGUGCCGUUUCGAUCACCUGGAGAUAAGAGAUGGUCCCUUCGGUUUCUCCCCACUCAUCGAUCGUUACUGCGGUCCGAAGAGCCCUGGCGUGGUCACCUCCACCGGCCGCUUCAUGUGGAUCAAAUUCACCACCGAUGAAGAGCUCGAGGGCCUUGGCUUCCGCGUCAAAUACACCUACAUAGCAGACCCGGAUUUUAAAUUGCACGUGGGCGGACUCCUAAAUCCGAUCCCGGAUUGUCAGUUCGAGAUCAGCGGCUCAGACGGGUUUGUCCGCUCCAGCCAGGUGGAAGAGGAGGAAAAAGUGAAACCCGGCGAAGCUCUGGACUGCAUUUGGACGAUCCGAGCGCCUCCUCAUUCCAAGAUCUACCUGCGCUUUCUGGAAUACCAGAUGGAGAACUCGAAUGAGUGCAAGAGGAACUUUGUGGCCAUUUAUGAUGGCAGCAGCGCCAUCGAGAACCUAAAGGCAAAGUUCUGCAGCACGGUGGCCAACGACGUGAUGCUGGAGAGUGGAGUGGGAGUUGUGCGCAUGUGGGCUGAUGAGACGAGUCGUCUCAGCCGUUUCCGCAUGCUCUUCACCUCCUUCGUUGAACCUCCUUGCUCAGGAAACACCUUCUUCUGCCACAGCAACAUGUGCAUCAACAACUCUCUGGUGUGUAAUGGCGUGCAGAACUGUGUGUACCCUUGGGAUGAGAACCACUGCAAGGAGCGGAAGUCUAAGGGCCUGUUCCACCAGAUCACCAAGACCCACGGCACGGUUAUCGGCAUCUCCUCUGGCGUGGUGCUUGUUUUGCUCAUCAUCUCCAUCUUGGUCCAGAUGAAGCAGCCUCGUAAGAAAGUGGUGUCACGCCGUCCAGCUGUCUUCAACAAAUCAGGCAUCCAGGAAGUGUUUGACCCCCCACACUAUGAGCUCUUCUCUCUGCGAGACAAAGAGCUCUCGUCUGACCUCGCUGAGCUGAAUGAGGAGCUCGAAAGCUUUCAGAAGCUACGGCGUUCGUCCACGACGUCUCGCUGCAUCCAUGAGCACCACUGUGGCGGCACCGGUAGCGUAAAGCAAAACCGCAGCGCGCUCGGCUCCAUGGAGCUCUCGUAUCACAACGACUUCUCCAAACCGCCGCCCAUGAAGACCUUCAACAACAGCGGCCUGGGGAGCUACAAGAAGAGCUGCUACAGCUACAAACAGACUCACGAGUGCGCCGAGCAGGUCAUCGAGGACCGGGUCAUGGAGGAAAUCCCGUGUGAGAUCUAUGGAAGGGGCGGGGCCAUAGGUGGGAAUGUGGGAGGGAUUAUCGGUGGGGCUGUGGGUGGAGCUACAGGAAGCAUUGGAAGUGGAUGCAGCAGCAUCAGCAUCCGUAACCAUGGCGGUGUCCGUAGCAACAAUGCCACUAGCAUACCGGAUUCGAGUCAGCGCUCCAUUUCCAUGGACUUUUGAAAGACUGGAGGGAGUAAGUGGAGGAGGAGUAAAGGAAGAAAGUUAAAAACAGAAAAGACCGACCAUCACAGACUCUUUUACUCUCUAUUAUUUCUUGUAUGUCUAGUAACAAGUCAAGGCGUCUUUAAGAAAUCCAAUCCAGUCUCCUUGAUUUACUUCAACUAGACAUUCAGAGUGACCUUAAUGACUCAAACCCUUC